Molecule: messenger RNA, 1500 nt
Organism: Rattus rattus (black rat)
Lineage: Eukaryota; Metazoa; Chordata; Mammalia; Rodentia; Muridae
Gene: Saxo5
Product: testis expressed 45
Exons: 8
Coding region: 1-1500 (499 amino acids)
Source: RefSeq, a predicted model, not a curated record
AUGCCCGUGUGCCCGUUGUCCCAGGAGUUCCUCAAGGCCUCACACUUUUCCCUGGGUCCUGAUCCGCGGCUGCAUGAUGGCACUAUGCAGUGCACAACGCAUAAGGACUUCCCGGCCUAUUCCUAUGUCACCCCGGUCCGGCCACCCUCGUCACCACCGCAACCCUCACUCUUCCAAAGGGAUGAGCAGUGGGCUACCCAGAAGCGUGUGUCCGAGGUGCGCCGUGCGUUCUCACCACCGCCCAUGUUACUGUCGCGGGAUGAGCUGCGGGAGCGCAGGCUGGAGUACACGCGAGUCAUGCAGAUGAGCAACCUGCACUUGCAUGCGGAUACGCGUCCUGUCCUCAACCUGUCCGUUGCACGAUCUGACUAUGGCUGGCCGGAGCUACCACCGAGCGCUCACGAGGACAUCCGAAGCGCGCGCCUCCUCUUUGACCGGGAUUCGAUGCCCUCGGGUGACCGGAAGCAGCUGCGCAUCCCGACCACCUCAUACCAAGCACACUACCCGCCCUACGAUGAUGUCACCCCUCAGCCCCAUGCGCCCUGCAGCCACCUGGGGGGUCCUAACACCCUGAAGUGGAACUACAAGGGACAGGAAGGCACCACCUACAGGAAGCAGUUCCAAGCCUUCCCAAGCCCCCCUGCCUUGAUGUGUAAGAGGGCCUCCUCCAGUAUAAACCUAGGAGAUAGCAAGCUUGGCUAUAGUACCCUGUGCUCACACGUGAAGGAGACCUACACACCUCAGGGGCUGUCCCCUUCCAGGUAUGACAAGGCCCAGGCCGCAGCCCACAUCCACCAGGUGAACAUCGGUCCUGGAGACAGGAUGUUCCAUUGCAGAACCACCACGAAUGACGAGUUCUACUCCAAGGAGCCAGAAACGUUUGUCCUCCAGCGUGAUAAGACUCCCGAGUCACACAUCAUGAAAGGAAACUGGUCCCCCGGCCCUGGCAGUCUCGUUACCUCCACAAAGUUCUUCCAUGGUGAGCCACCUCCUCUGACACAGCCUCAAGGCCGGCAUGUGUCUCAUGAGAAACUGAAGGAUCACUUGGUCUUGGGAGAACCAAAGCUGCUCGGAAACUUCUUCCAAACCUCCAUGGGCUCAGACUACACCUUUGUGACUAACCCCAUAAAACAAAGACCCCUCAACUUGUCUUUGUUGGAGAGUAACUUGCCUGAGGGCACAGGUGAAUUAGACCUUUUAACCACGAACCAAAAGAUGAUUAAGCCGCAUGGGAUAGUUCGAGCUUCUGCCACUGAAGAACUGUUACGGAAGUGCAAAUACAGCCACAUAGAGCCCCCGCUGGGUAGACAACGCUUCUUCUCCACUCACUAUCAGAAGGAGUUUCCCUUCAAGUACCAGGGCCCAUUGGUCCAGAAGCCAAGUACCAUGUUUGAGAGCCACUUGCCACUGGGCACAGCCAGACACUUUGGCUGCUGGCAUGAGAAAGUGGACCUUCGAGUCCCCCAGACCCCUAUGUACCCUUGCCGGAGCCAGGAAUAA